Brassica napus (rape) is the source of this 1939-nucleotide messenger RNA. RefSeq lists its product as uncharacterized. The record is from RefSeq and is a predicted model, not a curated record. The transcript has 3 exons. Bases 992 to 1564 code for a protein of 190 amino acids. NCBI's taxonomy places the organism in Eukaryota, Viridiplantae, Streptophyta, Magnoliopsida, Brassicales, Brassicaceae.
AGGGUUUAGAGUUUAGGUUUUAGGGUUUAGAGUUGAGAAUUGAGGUUUUGGAGAUAAGAUUUCAAAUUUUGAAAAAUAAAAAAAUUUAAAUUUUUCAAAAGAUAAAAUGCUAUUUUGGUCAUUUUAGUUUUUGAGUGCUAUUUAUGUGAUAUAAACUUAGAAAUGUGCUAUUUUGGAGAUUUGCCCAAACGAUAAUGAGUAAUAUACAAUAUAAGAAAUUUAUAUAUGUAAUAUAAGUUAAAAUAAAUAAUUAGUAAAUAUUCAAUUUAUAAAAUGGAAAUACUACAUUAAAACAAUUAUCUUAAAAUGUAAAAAAACGACAAUAAGUAAUAUACAAUAUAAGAAAUGUAUAUAUACAAUAAUAUAAAAAAACAACAAUAAGUAAUAUACAAUGGGUCCGAUUGGUAAUGGCCGUAGCUUUAAAUAUUUUGUUGUAGAAAAAAAUCUGUAAACUUUUUGAUGUGGCUUUAGAUUUUAUUGUUGUAGAAUUUUAUUGAAGCACUAAAAAAUUGUUUUGGAUAUUUGGCUCUGCAGAGCAUUUGUACAGCUGUAGGUUAUUUUAAGAGCUGUGGUUUCAAAAAAAAAUUUAAAGCUUGAUUGCUCUGAAUUUGGUGCUGUAGAAAUAAAUAGGGUUGUGGACAGCACCUACAGCAACUACCAAUCACUCCCAAUAUAAGAAAUGUAUAUAUACAAUAUAAGAGAAAAUAAUAAGUAAAUAUACAUUUUAGAAAAUAUAAAUUCUACAUUAAACAUCUAUCUUAAAAUGAAAAAAAUAAAUAAAAGGUAAUAUACAAUAUAAUAAAUGGAAAUAUACAAUAUAAGAAAAAAAGAGCAAAUAUACAAUUUUAAAAAAUGGAAAUACUACAUCAAACAGUAAAACGAAAAUGUAUAAAUUUACAUCAAGCACGUCUCUAUAAAACCCAUUGUAUCAACACCAUCAACCUCACACCCAUCAAAGAAGACUCCAAAGAAAUCCAGCAAAGAAAAGACAAUGGCUCCUCCCACAACCCUCGCUGUCCCAACAACGUUUGACGACCUCGAAGGAGAUUUCUGUAACAAGGAAGUUUUUGUCAGGCUGAUUCGUUGCUGGGAAGCCCGAAACUUCAAAAAGGCGAACAUACUCAUGGGAGUUGAGUUGCUCCUCAUAGACUCAAAGUCAACAACCAUUCAGGGGUUUAUCUCCACACACUUCCUUCCCCGCUUCAAAGAGGACCUGAAACCCAACACAAUUUACAAGCUCAACGGGUUCAGCAUCAGACUUUCCAAAUCAGUUUACAGAGUCUCACCACAUAAGCACGGGAUCAGCUUCAACAACAAGACAACCUUCACUCCUGUUCAUGAAGUGGACUACCAGAUUGAUUCUCAGCACUUUCGUAUACGAGAUCUCCAAGCGUUCACCGACAUUGUCGAUAAACACACAGAUCUUCUCGAUAUCAUUGGCUUUUUGCGAGUCAUCAAUGGGGACAACUUAGACACUCAGACACCCAUGGCUACUGCCCCAGCACCUGCUGGUGAAAGAUCAAAGGAUAUGGUCUUCUUGCAUGUGCAACUUGAAGUAGUUUGAUGAAGCUUUAAUAAAAUGGAAAGAGUACAUUAAAUAUUAAACAUCUAUCUUAAAAUGUAAAAUAUAGAUAUUAAGUAAAUAGAAAGUAUAAGAAAAAGAAAUACACAACUUAAAAACAAUGAAAAAAAUAUAUUAAGAUUUAAACAUCUAUAUAUUGAUAAAAAUUUUCUAAAAGCAUAUUCAUAUAUCAACGAAAAGUCUCGUUAUGCUAAUUUCUUGCAUCUCCUUCCAAUAGUUUCUUUCAACCUAAAAUACAAAACCUUUCUCUCAUACCACCAUCAUAUGAUAAAUAUUAUAUAUAUGUAUUUUAAAUAUCAAACAUAAUAUUUGAAAUAAUUUAUUUUACACAUAAACAUCAAACAUUUAUCUUAAAAU